UGAUGACUUUGCAUGGACGCCUGUUUAAAUCUAACAUUAUUCGAGGAAUGAGAAUACUUGGCUUUCAACUUGCUUGCUUGCGAUGUGUCGCCGCUGAUGAGAAGAAUCGAUGAUCACGCAGACAGAAGGAAAGGAUAGAUCGCUUUUUUAUUACAAAGAAAAAAAAAGAACCGAAAAGAGGCACCUCGUAAUAUCAACUUACGGUUCGAUUCACAGUUGAAUUCGGUUUUGUAAAUCUGAAAAAAUUGUUGAAGAUUAAUUUUCAUCAUUCAUCGCUGUUGUACUUGAUAAGACAGCUCUGUUGUAAGUGAAAAAUGCCCCAUAAUCUUCUGAAACGCUUCAUUUUUAAUAAUAUCUGUAAUUAAAGCAUUCCUAAUUAAGAGGUUUUGCUAAAUUAUGAUACAGUACUCGAAACUGGUUAUUUCAAGGGUCAAAUUAAUUAUAUCUUUUCAAGCUUUUUUAUAUGACACGCAUUCUAAGGCCUAGUUUUUCUUAAUAAUCGUAGCCGCUGAGCGCGUGAUACUUAAUUAGGCAUUUUAAUUCCCUUCCAUAUUAACAGAGCCAGCAAACAAUUUAACUAACAUUAUUUUUAUCAUGUUAAUCUUCCAGAUAAGAUAAUGUAUAGUAAAGUAUCGCUAUAGUUCGAUAUAAUCAUCAGCGAAAUUUAAUCACAAUCACCGUUUGUCCAAUUUUACUUUGAGAAGUACAGCUUUUUAAUGAGGCAACGUCCCAGUCAUUUUCUUUGUCGUAUUCGCAUCUAAAGCUGGCGUCUACUGAAACCACUCAAUGGUUGCUGACUAGCCGGGACGGGUGUUCCGGCGUUCAAAGCAUUGCUGGGUUGUAUUGCAAUAGUAAACCACGAAGUUCCUUCGGGCGAAGCUCAAUUAGGAUCAACAACGACAAAGGCAAGAGUGCAGAUGCCGUCAAUCUAAUCUUCUUUUUAAGGACAAAUGAGCAGAAUCGUUUGUUACCCGACUGUGAAGUAAGUAAGGAGCCAAUGCUGUCACAGCCGCAUCAUCGAGCUGGGUUUCAGCUUCUUGGGAAAGGGCGAGUGAUGACCGCGGGUUGACUGGCACUUCGGUGGCUGCAAGUGCGCUCCAGUACCGCCCCUGCGACGCGGAUAGCGCGAACAAAAUGCGCUGGCAGGGAGAGAUGAGGGGUUGAAUCCGAACCCGAAGUGCCCGACGAGCAGGCGAGUAAAUUGAAGCGGACAGCGAGCCUCGCGCGACUAAGCCUGGCGGCGGCAGAAACAGCAGCAAAAGUAGCAACCACGAUCGGACAGUCUGCUUGGGCGUGGAGCCGUGCGGAACUAUAGACGCCGCCAUUUCGGUCCAAUCGGCUAUGAGUUCCGCUUACCAGCUAUAAGUCGUUAGCGGCUGGCCACUAGGCGCCAUCUUUAGCAGUCGAUCCACAUCAGCGACAAAGAAAAUCAUCAACAGGCAAACUGUUUUUAACUUUUAAAAAUACUCUUUAAUACGAAUAUGCGAAAGUGCUUCAUAAGCUUCUAUACUUCGGAAUACUAGUGUGCUCUACCAUUGUUGGUGUAUUGCGUCUUCAGUGAAUUAGCAAAAAAAAAAAGACAAUUCAGUUGCCAGGAUGGUUAACUUGUAAAAAGCUUGCUUUUAAUAUAUAAAGGAAGAAUAUGCAAGGGGUCACAAUGGGAAUUUCAAUUAUCUUAACGAUCCCUUUGUAGUGAGAAUUUUGAAGCAGAUGCCACUAAGUGGGACAAAUCAACAACUAAAGCCUGCGGUCGCUAAAGCUCAGCAAAAAGGAAAGCACUUCCGGUUUAAGAUGGACUUUCUACUGCGUGUUUUAUACUAUGUUUGGCUUAGUCUUUUGGGGCUAGCUAAUUUAGCGCAUGUUGAAUCAGGUUUUGCGCGUUCUCGGGUCGACUCUGGAAGAGGAAACCAUGUUAGAGCGGGUGUUGUACACAAUACCCCGCCGUCGUUCACAUCACAUCGGGACUGGAUUGUUGAUGAAAGUCACCAUGUUGAUGAAAGAGUGUUUGCUGUAAGAGCUGUUGAUCCUGAUGGAGAUCCAAUUCGGUUUAGUCUGGCGCCCGCGUUAUUCCGUGAUGGUUCGAGCUAUUUUCGUGUAGAUCCGAUUACGGGCGAGGUUUUCCUUUCCAAGAGUCUCAAAGGUAUGGGAGCUAAUGACUUGUACAUAAAUAUACGAGCUGAUGAUGGACACCACCAGGUCAAGAUGGAAAUCGGCAUUAAGAUAGUAGGAGCUAACCACGGUUCGCCGCAGGAGCGUAAAGACGAACUGGAUGCAGCUCCGAGUAAACCUUCUAUAUCGGACAUAAGACAGCCAGCAUCCACAGGGCACGACAUCAACUUAGCCUCACUGCCACAACCUAAUCCUUCGGACGACGCCAAAAGUUUUUCUGACGUACAGGAAACUUCGAAUCAUAAUGUAGUCAUACUUGUACUAAUAGGGACAAUAAUUUUAAUAUUCACGAUAGUAUUAUCUUUUUUUUGGAGGAAAUGGGCAGGUCUAGAGGAGUCAGCUGGAUCCAAGGAAAAAGUUCAAUCGAAAGGAAGCUUUUUCAACUUGGGAAAUGACAAGGAUCACAAAGACGCAAACAAAGAGAUAGCCUUGUCCAGACUACCAUCACAGCCGGCGUGGGCUGCAGUGCUCGAGAAAAGAGAGCCGGUACUUAAACCGGCCGAGUUCUUCAAUACAUUAACGGAUGACAAGUGGGAAUUUCCGCGGACUAAAUUAAAAGUUUUACAACACAUUAGCGAAGGUUGCUUUGGACAGGUUUGGAAGUAUGAAGCAUUCCAAACUGGAAGUAACGAGGAUUCAAGGUGCAAGAAAUUUUCGGAUGGUAAAACAAGCAGUGGGUCCUCGAUAAUCGUCGCCGUCAAGACCCUGAAAGAUCCGAAGUCUGAGCAAGGAAGGCAGGAUCUAUUGAACGAACUGGAGAUUAUGAAAUUACUUGAUCCACAUCCAAAUGUUGUCACUUUACUGGGUUGCUGCACCGAAAGAGAUCCGCUGUUCGUAAUAAUGGAAUAUAUUAGCCUUGGAAAACUGCAGACCUUCCUUCGUGAGAACCGCCGACCUUUUACAGAACAAAGAGAUUCAUUCGACGCCAGAUCAGCGCCACUUACCUCGACCGAGCUGACGCAAUUCGGUUAUCAAGUCGCCAAAGGAAUGGAAUAUAUUGCUUCAAAGGGUAUCGUUCAUCGAGAUUUAGCGGCUCGUAACGUUCUCGUCACAGAGAAUCGACAAUGUAAAGUGGCGGAUUUCGGACUCGCUCGAGACGUAAUCUCAUCGCACGAGUAUGAACGGAAGAGUGACGGAGUGCUGCCGGUCCGAUGGAUGCCUCCUGAAGCUCUGUAUGACAACGUACAUACGUCAAGGAGUGACGUUUGGGCGUUCGGCAUUCUUUUAUGGGAAAUCGUAACACUGGGUUCUACACCCUACCCCGGCAUGACGGCUAUGGAGGUAACACGUGGAGUACGGGACGGGUAUCGUCUUCCGAAGCCGGAGCAUUGCAAACGGGAAAUGUACAAUAUCAUGUCUUAUUGCUGGGAAGCGAAUCCUACCAAACGACCGUGCUUUACCGAGCUCACAUACAUGCUUGAAAAAUUAAUUAUCAGCGAAAAUGAUUACAUCGAGUUAGAGAGGUUUCCCGAACAUGCAUAUUAUAACGUAUGCCAUUAUCUGCCGGGCGAAAAGUUAUAAAAGGAAAACCACCACCUAUUGGCAAAAAGCAGCCAUACCAAUAUAAACCGAACAUGAGACCAAAAUAGAAAGUUACUGAGAAGUGCGCUCAAACAAAGACACAACUCGAUUUAGUCAUUAGCUUAUUUUAUUUUUUUUUACCAUAUAACUCACUACGUUUACGAUGUACCUUGAUGGUAUGCCACUUCCUGCUAGGUUUACAAAGUUUCAAAGUGCCUCCCCACCCCGGUGACUGAAGGAAAUUCGAAGUCUCUGUAUAACAAUAGCGAUAAGAUGCUUUUCAGUUGAAUGUACAAAAAACACUCUCGCUCUUUGUUAUGGCUAUGGUAGUGAUGUCAGGAACGUAAUAAUCAGCUUACCUGGCCCAUAGCUGACAAGUUGGUAAGCUAUUUCAGGUGAUAUCUGCAUGGCACCUAUUUUUAGUCGUAAUCCAAGUAAAGUUAGUCUCUAAGUGAAUUUUAAUGAAAUGUGUAAAGUUCGUCUCGAUUAUCGUAGUAAGUCAACUAAGUCAACCAUCAGUACAUCAAAUGUCUAUGCAGCUGAUAAAUCAUGUGGCUUUGAGUAACAAAUGAAAAGAACUUUUGAGAAUUAAGAGAUGUUUUGAAGUUACACAAAGUACUCAAAAAGUUACACAUUAUAAAACCAGGAAAGGAACAAACCCAGAAUAUUCUUUAACGUCUCGGAGCCGAAGUAAAUGAACUUAAGAUCUCAGUAGUGCUUAAUUAUCUAAAUUUUACGGAAUUCUCGCAGUGCUGGUAUCUUACAUCUAAGAACACCGAAAAUAAUCAACGCAGAUUCAUUCAGUAAUCGCGCAUGCAUUUUUUUUUCAUUUCUGAAAGCAAAGGGUUCGAUGAAAACGGUAAGUACUAGCUGUUCUAGUUUAUCGUACUGGCCAAAAACUUUUGUUGUGUUUUAUAAUAAUAAAUAGAUGACUUUUUUGACAUAUAUAUUGUGUGAGACUUGUACAUGAAUGACUGAAUAUAUUUUUCCAAUAGAAAAUCUGCAAUAGGUUUUUGUGUAGCCUCUUUAACUAUUUAUUUUAUCAGUUAAAUUAUAUCGACAAAUGAUUGUAUGUAUACAUGGUUCUUUUAAGUCUGCCUAAUUUGCUGUGCUUUUUCUAAACAUUUGAGAGCAAAGCCGAUCGAUGCAUUUCAAUUUCGUCUAGAACGUCUGUUUUAGGUAUUUCGCCUCAAGUGCUUAUUACGAUGGUCAUCUUGAUAACAGAUCAGAGGAUCCGGUUUCUUUUUCCGAUUUCCCAUAUAGCAUCUUUAGAAGUGGUUUUUAUUUUCAACAAUUAUAUUAAUUGUGCCGAUGUGGCAACAGUAGUCUAUCGGCGUUUUCGAAGGUUACUAACACACGAGUUAGCUUAAAGCACAGUAACUUCUCGCAUUUGCAUAGGUCUCGUUUUAAGGUGCGAAGGACGUUUUAAAUAAAUUCAGGUAUGUGCAUCGAAUAUUUCCAUUGCUGUGGAUACAUUCCUAACCAAAAUUGGGAAGGAUGAGUAAGUUGCACAUCUAAGAAAUGUCUACUGACAAACUUUUGUUUUUCUGUGCAUGGAAGCAAACUUGUCGGUACUAUUUGAUAAAGCCUUUUUCCGGGAGCCAAGGAAAAACUUCCUUCGAUUUUCUACGAGUGGGAAAACUUAGUCCACUUAAUGUUAUGUAUAUACGUAGGUUAAGUCUGUGUUGAUUACGGUCAGUGAAAGCCAUUGUAGAAAUAGGUUAUAUAUAUAGUAAGCGUCUGAAUAUAAACUCAUGGAGAUUAUUUCUUUUAUACAUAUAUUUUAUCCAAUUGUAAGAUGAGAAAAAUAAUAAUAAUAAACCACGAGAAAGCCGUAAAUAGAUAAACGUUGGUUGUCAUUACGUAUGGUGUCUAGCAAAUAAUAAUUUUUACUUUUGUGGCCCAAG
Varroa destructor (honeybee mite) is the source of this 5597-nucleotide messenger RNA. RefSeq names its product fibroblast growth factor receptor 3-like. The record is from RefSeq and is a predicted model, not a curated record. Gene Ontology annotation, biological process: positive regulation of kinase activity; protein phosphorylation; homophilic cell-cell adhesion. NCBI's taxonomy places the organism in Eukaryota, Metazoa, Arthropoda, Arachnida, Mesostigmata, Varroidae. Gene Ontology annotation, molecular function: calcium ion binding; ATP binding; transmembrane receptor protein tyrosine kinase activity. Gene Ontology annotation, cellular component: signaling receptor complex; plasma membrane.